Acanthoscelides obtectus is the source of this 1137-nucleotide messenger RNA. The record is from the annotation of a GenBank genome assembly. NCBI's taxonomy places the organism in Eukaryota, Metazoa, Arthropoda, Insecta, Coleoptera, Chrysomelidae.
GGAAACAAUAAUAAUUAUUGUGUAACAUCUUAUCAACAAGGUCGCAUAUAUUAAUCUACAUUCCGAAUGUCGAGUUUACUUCGCGUUGUUUACAGGUCAAAUGUAAGCCUAUCAACUGAUCACAUUUCAAGUGCCGUCAUUUUAGCCAAAAGACACAUGAAUUUAGUAAAUCUCACUCGGAGGUAUAGUCAAAGUGUGUGCGGAAACUUGACAAAGAUGCGCAUAGUACAGUUCAAAACCGAGAAUGAUCCAACGGUGAGAGUCGGUGUCAUAAAGGGAGAUACCGUAAUAGACAUCAACGCGGGAGAUAAAUCGUUGCCUAAUACGCUUGUGGGGAUAUUGCAGCAGGAAGGUGCUCUGGAAACUAUUAAGAAACUGGCAGCUAAGUCCGUCAAGCACCAUUUAGUUGAUGAGGUCAAACUGGUAUCGCCUAUAACGAAUCCUGACAAAGUAUUGGGGGUGGCCCUGAAUUUCAAGGACUUUGCAGACAAAGUAGGUGCACCUUAUCCCAAGGAGCCGAUUGUAUUCAGCAAAUUUCCAUCAGUGAUCGUAGGACCAUAUGACAAUGUGCCCAAGGGGACAGCCAGCAAUGCAAUUGACUGGGAAGGCGAACUGGUGGCCGUGAUAGGUAGAAAAGCGAAAAACGUAAAAGCGUCAGAGGCUCUGGAUUACGUUUUUGGUUACACAGCAACACAGGACUUGACGGCGAAAGACUGGAUAAGCAGAAGUGGCGGUCAGCUAAUCAUGUGCAAGAACAUGGACGGAUUCAGUCCCAUAGGACCGUGCGUAGUGACGAAGGAAGAACUCGGGGAUCCUCAUAAAAUUAGAAUCAGGACGUGGGUGAAUGGUGUACUCAAACAGAAUGGGAACACAGAGAAUAUGAUUUGCAGAAUUGAUAAGAUCGUUGAAUAUUUGAGUAGCGCGAUGACUUUACUGCCAGGAGAUGUAAUCUGCACAGGAACACCCUAUGGAGUUGGAUCAAACCAGAAUCCUCCGCAGUAUUUACAAGAAGGAGAUUUACUAGAAACAGAAGUGGAAAAUGUUGGAAAGCUUUCAAAUCGAAUUAUAAACGUGCCAAAAAAAUAAAGAUGUUAUCAAUAAAACUUUCUACGUAUACGAAGUGUCCUUGAAUACCAA